AUGUUCUAUAAUCAAGGGGGGCAGACAGGCUUUCAAGCGGAAACGGUGAACACUAAUGGAAAUACGAAUUUCAAUUUUGGUGGAUCAGAACUUCUGGAAUCUCUGGAAAGCAAACGAAAAAAGUUGUUGAGAACACUGUAUAAAUUAUCUAAGACAGAAUAUGAAAACCAGAAGAAUCAAAACCCAGUUCGGGUUCCCGGAACAUGCGAAUGGUUUACGAACCAUCAAAUUUUUCAGGACUGGAAAUCUAGCCCAUCAUCGAAGAUGCUUUGGGUAUCAGCCGACCCCGGGAGCGGGAAGUCAGUUCUUGCAAGGUACUUAAUCGACUCCGUCCUUUCAACACCCGGAUCAACAAUCUGCUACUUCUUCUUCAAGGAGGAUUUGGAAGAGCAAAAGAAAGCAACUACCGCUUUAAGUUCUAUUUUAUUCCAACUAUUCACUGCAAACCGCUCUUUAAUUUGCGACAAGAUACUCGACCGGUAUGAGAUUGUUGAGGAAUCGUUUUCGAGUUCAUUCCAUGAGCUUUGGAGGGCGUUCUUGAUCGCUGCCAGUAACGCAGACAAAAUCGUUUGUGUCCUUGAUGCACUCGACGAAUGCAACAGCAGCGACAAAUCUCAACUCAUUACAAAAUUGAAAGAGCUAUAUGGCAAGCCGACAGACUUGAAUCUUAAAUUCCUUGUAACAAGUCGACCCACUCGCGAUAUUGUACAUGCUCUACGGCCCGUGCGCGAAGUUUUACAUGAGGCAACUGGACAACAGCCUUUGGAGGUCCCGGAGUCACUGUUGAUCCAUCUAAAUGGUGACGGUGACGAAGAAAAAGAAAAGAUCGCUCGAGAGAUUAAUACUUUCAUCGAUGCUAGGGUCCAUGAGAUCUCAACAAAACUACAACUUGGAGACAACGAAUGCAAUCUUCUAUCAGAAAGGCUAAAGAAUACUCAAAAGUUACACCCAAACAAUUCGGGCGAGAUUACUCAAAAUCGAACAUACCUAUGGGUCCACCUCGUCUUAGAUUUGAUAGAAAAGGACCCCAAUAAAAAUAUCGGCAUAAACAAGGAUAAAAUAGACAAAAUUACUUCGCAGCUACCGAAGACAAUAGAUGAGGCAUACGAGAAAAUUCUAUCUAGGAGCUGUAAACACGAGGAAGCGAAAAGGCUACUGCAGAUCGUGGUUGCCGCCUCACGGUCUUUAAAUCUCGAGGAGAUGUACGUGGCGUUCACUCUCAAAGAGAGUCACCGGUCCUACGAUAGCCUCGACACCAAGUUUAACUCCAAAGAAAUGGAAAGAUUUGGCAAUGAUGUACGCGAUCGCUGCGGCCUCUUUGUCAGGAUUGUGGAUUCGAAAAUAUACCUAAUUCAUCAAACCGCGAAGGAAUUUUUGAUCCAACGAGAAGAAGAAGAAAAAGAAAAGAAGAAAAGAAAUAGGAGAAGAAGGGAUAAAUAA
This is a messenger RNA of Orbilia oligospora ATCC 24927, 1440 nucleotides long. RefSeq lists its product as uncharacterized. The transcript is spliced from 3 exons. The coding region runs from base 1 to 1440 and encodes 479 amino acids. The record is from RefSeq and is a predicted model, not a curated record. NCBI's taxonomy places the organism in Eukaryota, Fungi, Ascomycota, Orbiliomycetes, Orbiliales, Orbiliaceae.